AUGAAUUCAUCCGAAGGUGCCGAGGAUCUCGAACAGCGCUUCAACAAGGCACACAAAGAGUUCAGAAUCACUUUGAAGAGCAUCAUCCACACUCUACAACAGGAUGGCUUCAGCAUGGAGAAUUGUUGGGAAAUCUGUGACCAACUCGAUCUUCUCGAUUCCUUCCUAGGUGACAUGGAAGAAUUGGGUCCGGAGAUGGCACUAGUGAAACCAUAUCGGGCCAUCUUCCAUGACUUGCCUCGAUGCUACUUCCUGGACUACCAAUUCCAGUUUGAUUGUCUCAGUAUUCAGACUGGCUUGGACGAUGUUCGGGGUCUUUUGGCUGAUUGCUUCCACGAUGACUGUGCUCAGGUUGCCUGUCUUGGGUUAGAAGGUCUCCUAGCUAGACUUCCGUUCUAG
Molecule: messenger RNA, 399 nt
Organism: Penicillium coprophilum
Lineage: Eukaryota; Fungi; Ascomycota; Eurotiomycetes; Eurotiales; Aspergillaceae
Exons: 1
Coding region: 1-399 (132 amino acids)
Source: RefSeq, a predicted model, not a curated record